Parastagonospora nodorum SN15 is the source of this 429-nucleotide messenger RNA. RefSeq lists its product as hypothetical. The record is from RefSeq and is a predicted model, not a curated record. Bases 1 to 429 code for a protein of 142 amino acids. The transcript has a single exon. Lineage: Eukaryota; Fungi; Ascomycota; Dothideomycetes; Pleosporales; Phaeosphaeriaceae.
AUGUCCAACAGCACCGUUUCCACUAUCCCACUCGUCAUCAUUCACAAGCCGGCCACGAGGCCACCACUUCCGCAACGCCGAGUAACGUGCUCGUUCCUCGAGCCAAUCGAGGGGAGGAAAAGGUCUUCCAUGGGAAAGCCAUAUUCGCCACCAAGAAUGAAGAGUCCGGCCCCUGAGAACAUGAUCAACCGGGCCAACUCCCUACGCAAGCCGAUGACAACGAGGACAAACUCGAUGCCGGUUCGACCGCGAGCUUUCAUGAGACGCGCAAUGUCGAAAAUCAAGCGCACCAACUCUGGUGCAAUUGUCACUAAUUCGACGAUGGACAUUGGGGAAGCCAAGAAGUGGUCGCUGCAGCAUAGUGAUCCGCCGAGUCCUGUCGGCCGACGUCCCAGAUUGCGGAGCCGGAAGAUGGAGACAUACGGUUAG